UUGGGGUUGCUAGGUAGCCUGGGCGCGUCCACUGAACUGCGUGAUGGCUGAAGUGCCAGAAGAUUAUGAUUCUGGUCCGGAUGAACCUGAGGAGUCGGAGCUUACCAGACCUAAACUGCCUGGACUUCAUAAACUGUCUCAAGAUGCUGAACUGGAGGCCGUGGCUGAGCCAGGCCCGGAGCCCCCUACGGAGACUGACCAAGCACCACGGCCAGAGACUGAGGAAAAAGAUUUCAAAGAGGGGGAGCCAGGGAGUGCUAACAAUGUACAGCUAAAACCAACCAGUGCGUCCGAGUAUGAAAUUCCCAGGGAGACUGAGAGAUACUUAUCUAGCAAAAUUGAACCAGGCAUUUCCCAGGAGAUGAAGGUGGAGACAUUCGGAGAGACAGAAGGAGAACUAGUCAAGGAUUUGGAGGUUCUUAUGGAAGGAAAACUUGAGGAGCCAAAUCUAGAGCUACUGGAUGAGGUUAAUCCAGAUGUUGCAGAGGAUGUACCCCUUGAGCCAGUCACAGAAACAGAUACAGAGCUACCAACAAAAACCAAGACUGAGAUUCCAGGGGCCACAAUCAGUGAGACAAAAUUAAAGUUACUAGAAGAGACCGAAAGAGAGAUUCCAGAGGAAUUACUUACAGAGCAAUAUAAAGAGGUAGGUAUAGAGUCUCCAGAGCAGACCACGCAAAAGAUUCUAGAGGAGAUGCAAAGAGAGUCAACUGAGGAGAAAAGGGCAGAGCCACUUGAGCAGACUAAACAGCUUACAGAUGAGAAACCAAAAACCUCUACUGAGGAGGCAGGUCUAGAGCCUCCAGAAGAGACUAAACCAGAGGUUCCAGAGGAAAUGCAAAAGGAGGUGGAGAUAGAACCACCCCAGCAGAGUAAAUCAGAGUUUCUGGAUCAGAAACCAAGAAAAUCUACUGGAGAGGCAGAUUUAGUGUCUCCAGAAGAGACUAAACCAGAGGUUCCAGAGGAGCUAGAAAGAAAAUCAACUGAGGAGAUAGGGACAGAAUCAUCAGAGAAAACUAAACUCGAAUUUCCAGACCAGAAACCAGGAAAGUUAACUGAGAAAAAAGCUUCAGAGCCACUAGAAGAAAUCAAAUCAGACUUUCCUGAGGAAAAAGUAAGAAAACCAAUUGAAGAAACAAGUCUAGAGCUAUCAGAAAAGGCCAAAAAAGAAAUUCCAGAAGAGAUAAGAAGAAAAUCAAAAGAGGAAGAAAUUCCAGAGUCACCAGAAGAGACCAAUCUGGUGCUUCUACAGGAGAUGAAACCAGAGAUUCAUGAGGAGACAAAAAGAAAGUUGACUGAAAAGGAGCCACUAGAAGACACUAAACCAGCAGAUCAAAAAGUGAGGCAGAGAAAAUCAUCUGUACUAGAACCACCACAGAAGUUCAAAUCAGAGGUGACACUAAGAGAACCAAUUAAGGAGAAAGGUCUAGAGCCACCAGAACAGACUGAACCAGAAUUUCCAGAGAAAGAAGAAAGAAAAUCAACUGAGGAAAUAGUUCAAGUGCCACUACAGAAAACCAACAUAGAGGUUCAAGAGAAGAUACAAACAGAAGCUGCUGAAGAGAGAAAUCAAGAGUUACCAGAUCAAGCCAAAUCGAGAGAGACACAUGGAGAAUUUUCAAAAGACAGACCCGAGCCAGUCAAAUCUAAGUAUUCUAUUGGCAAGGAUGAGCUGGAGUACUCAGAGUUUCAAACAAGAAAGUCAGUUAAAGAAAACACUGCAAUAGGAUUUCUUAGAGAAAGGGAAAUAAAGUCAGUUAGUAGAGAUUAUGAGUCUUCUCAGGGACUCCAAAAUCUGCUUAAGCUUGAUGAUACUAGAAAGGAACACUCCUACUUACAUGAAUCAAUGUCUCAAACAGCAUUAAAAGAGUCUUCUAGUGAAAGCAACAUCAUAGAUUUGUCAGAAGACUUGGAAGAAAUGACACUUGAUAUGAAAGCACAGUCGACAGAAAGGAUUGGGAUGCAAUUUGAAUGUCUUAAAUGGAGCCCAGACCAAGUUGCAGAGUGGAUAAGCCACUUAGGCUUUCCUCAAUACAAGGAAUGUUUUACCACAAACUUUAUCAGUGGCCGAAAACUCAUCCACGUGAACUGCUCAAACCUCCCUCAGAUGGGGAUAACAGAUUUUGAGGAUAUGAAGGUAAUUUCACGGCACACACGGGAGCUACUGGGAUUUGAAGAGCCAUUAUUCAGUCGCAGCAUCAGCCUUCCCUAUAGAGACAAUAUUGGCUUAUUUUUAGAGCGAAAAGGUCAUACUGGUGUAAAAUCUGAUUCCUUAACCUUAUCUGAAUUUGUCAACACAGUAGGAUUACAGGAUUAUGCUCCACAAAUAACUACCCCUGAAGAAAAGGAGACAUUACAUUACACCGAACCUUUACAUUUGACUUGAAAGAUCGAACUAAAUUACUUAGGGAACGAGGUGUGAUCUUUUUUUUCCCUCUUCUCUUUUUCAUUAAGGAUCAGAGUCAAAACUACUGGCUCUCUCUGACCACAGCACCUGCUCCUUAUUUGCAUUUCAAUUUAGCCUCUGUUAAAACAGAGAUAGUAAUACUUCUCUUCCUGAGUAAUUGUAAGAACUGCUGAUAAAUUCUAGUCAUGCACCUGGCAGUAGGAACAGGUUGGAGAAAUAUAAUUAAAAAUAAAAUCUCCUGCCAACGCAGAUGAUCUCCACAAAUGCAGAAAAGCAACAAUUUUAUUACUGAAUAAGCAUUAAACUGUGAGGCACAUCACAGGCAAGGUGCUAAGCAGAUUGCAAAAACUAAGAAAUGUCAUUCUUUUAGAUAACCAGGCAGAUACGAUACACUUCAUACA
Tupaia belangeri chinensis (Chinese tree shrew) is the source of this 2808-nucleotide messenger RNA. It is a transcript of the gene SAMD15, whose product is annotated as sterile alpha motif domain containing 15. The coding region runs from base 44 to 2386 and encodes 780 amino acids. The transcript is spliced from 3 exons. Gene Ontology annotation, molecular function: protein binding. The record is from RefSeq and is a predicted model, not a curated record. Lineage: Eukaryota; Metazoa; Chordata; Mammalia; Scandentia; Tupaiidae.